AUCUCGUACUUAGUACUUGAGCGUGGAGUUUGGAGUCUGCCCUCCUGAUAGAUAGAACAUAAUUAGAGUACCUUCAACUUGCCUAGCCUUUCUUUUUGCCCGCCGGGUGACUGUUCAGUCACAAACGUUUACCUUCUUCUAAACAUCUGGUAACAAUAAGAGCACGAGAUGUUUACGCUGCUUGUGGUCUUGCUGUGCGUAACGUCCUUUCUCUCUGAAUCUACCGAAGGUGCGGGAGCAGUACCCAGAUUGAACAAUGACCGGCUGUACAAAUUCAGCUACUCCACUGAGGUGAUACUAGACAGAUCCAGGGCCUUGCGAAAGGGUGGUGCUGGCUUCAGGAUCUCCAGCAACGUGGAUGUCAACCUAGUGUGGAGGCAGGCCGGUGACUUGGAAGACCAGCUCAUUCAACUGGAGAUCUCCAAUGUGCGGGUUGAGAAUGUGGCCCCCCGCUCGGCAAAGGAUAACAUCUUCCAGGGCUCCACGACAGAGGGGCUCAUGGGGGACAGCAAGCUGGCCUCUCUGCAGAGGCCGUUUCUGGUGCACCUGAGAAAUGGAAAAGUGAAGGCUUUCUAUUCCUAUAGGGCGGAGCCUGCGACCGUCAAGAACCUGAAGAGGGGUGUGGCCAGCCUGCUGCAGUUGCAGCUGACUACUGGAAAGACAGUUGAGAAUGAUGUAUCAGGAAGGUGCACAGUGGAGUACAAGGCUGCCCAGGGUCAGGUGACACGCACCAAGAUUCUGAACACCUGCAAGACGACAGAAACUGGCUUCACCACGAUCAGCAAGGUGUUGGGUGUGAGCAGGAAGUCAAGCUCAGUAACAGUGUUCACCUUGGAGGACGGCUUCAUCAAGUCUGCUGUAUCUGAGGAGACCCACUUCCUGGUAACCAAUGCUCGGCGCUCCACAGGUGCCAAAGUUGUGUCCAGACAAACCUUGACACUGGUCGAAAUUGAGGCUGGCCCCCUGGAGGUUGCAGGGAAAGAUGUUACUGCAGUCGUCAAGUCCCGGGACGAGAAACUGGUGGCUGUGGGUGUGAUGGCGGGCAAGGUCAAGGCCCAGUGCAAGGGCUGUCCAUCGCUGUGGGAGCACUGGCAGGCUGAUAAGAAACAGCUGGAGCCGGCCAGCCUGUCCAAGUCCUCGGCUCCUAGGAGCUUCCUGGCUCUGAUCCAGAGCAUCAGGAAAGCCUCCAAGGAUGAGAUCCUCCAAGUGCUGCAGAACGCCAGCAAGUCAUUGCUGCCUCAGGUGGUGGACGCCGUCACCUCCUCCCAGACUCCCGCCUCGCUGGACGCCAUGCUGACCUUCCUCAACUUCACAGACCCCAAGGGCCUGGUCCUGCAGGAGAGGUUCCUGUACGCCUGUGGCUUUGCCUCGCACCCCAAUGAGAGGAUGCUCCAAGCCCUUGUGGACAUUUCCAAGAAAAAGAUUGGCAGUAAUGACAUCAGAGAGUCAAUGGUGAUCAUCAUGGGGGCCCUGGUGUUCAAGCUUUGCCAGAAAGGACAAUGUGAUUUACCGACUGUGGUGGAGGUGAAGAAGAUGAUUCUGGAGGGGCCCGACAGUACAGACAAGGAGUCUGAGGUCCAGAUGUACCUACUGGCCCUGAAGAACUCUCUGUUGCCCGAGGCCAUCCCACUCUUCACUAGAUACACAGAGUCAGAGGUGGGGGCCUAUAGCACCAUCGCCCUAACCACCCUCCAGCGAUACGAUGUCGCCCUCAUCACCGACGAGGUCAAAAGGACGGUGAACAGAGUGUACCACCAGAACCGACGGGUGUAUGAGAAGAAUGUGAGGGUGGCUGCCGCUGAUGUCAUCCUGAGCAGCAACCCUUCCUACAUGGAGGUCAAAAACAUGCUUCUGUCCAUCGGAAACCUGCCGCAUGAGAUGAACAAGUACAUGUUGUCCAAGGUGCAGGACAUCCUGCACUUUGACAUGCCUGCCAGCAAAAUAGUUCAGCAAGUUAUGAAGGACAUGAUUUCCCACAACUAUGACCGCUUCUCUAAAGUUGGGUCCUCCUCUGCGUACUCCGGUUACAUGGCACGUUCUGCUGAUGUCACUUCCACCUAUAGCUUGGACAUCCUGUAUUCUGGCUCAGGAGUAAUGAGGAGGAGCAUCAUGAACAUCUACGGUGCCACUAACGACGCGCUCCUCCACGGUCUUCAGGUGGCCAUCGAGGCCCAAGGUUUGGAGACGCUGAUCGCGGCUACGCCUGACGAGGGGGAGGAGGAUCUGGAGUCGUUUGCCGGGAUGUCCGCUCUGCUCUUUGAUGUGCAGCUGCGGCCCGUCACCUUCUUCAAGGGCUACAGCGACCUGAUGUCCAAGAUGUUCUCCAUGUCAGGAGAGCCCAUAAACGUGGUGAAGGGCCUGAUCUUGCUGUCGGACCACUCUGAGGUCAUCCAGCUGCAGUCCGGUCUGAAGGCCAGCGCUGAGUUCCAGGGAGGUUUGGCCAUCGACAUCUCAGGAGGCAUGGAGAUUAGCCUCUGGUACAGAGAGUCCAAGACCAGCGUCAACAACAGGGGGGCUCUGGUGGUCACUGGGAAUGUAACGGUGGACAUGGACUUUGUUCGCACUGGAAUGGAAGUCAGCUUUGAGACAGAGGCAUCGCUGGACUUCGUCACAACCGUUCAGUUCUCCGAGUAUCCCUUCCUGGUGUGCAUGCAGAUGGACAAGGCAACCUUCCCUUUCAGCCAAUCCUUCAGUAAAUAUGAGAGUCUUCCAUCGGGGAAGAGUUUUGUGUCGCACAAGACAAAGAAGCAGCUGGUGCCAGGUUCUGAAUUCCCCCUCCACCAGGAGAACUCCAACAUGUGCAAGAGAGUGUUUGAGUAAUACUGCUAGAUAAUGUGGAAAUCUCAAAUGGACAGAACCUCAGGGGGCAGGAUAUUGACCUUUGAGUCCUACUUGACCUUCUCGCUUGAGAAAUAUUUAUUUGUUAAAAAAAAAAACAUUUAGGAACACCUAUCACACCACAGGCAAAAGUAGUGUAAUAGCAUUGCCAGAGUUGUGUGUUUUUUCAACCAACACAUGCAAUGUUUACAUUCUUAGGAGUUUUGAAGCCAUUUUUAAUAGCCUUUUGCGAUUUUCUUCUAGAUUUAGUUGAAUAUCUUUCUCCCAAAUGGUACAUGUAAAUAUGGUAUUAUGUUUCCCAUAAACGACACUGUCCAUUUGUUUGUGGAUUAAGGCAUUCUUUUUGUUUUAUUUGUGUCAUUUAUGCUACGUCCAAAGCACAGACAACUAAACAAAGUAUCUUAAAUGGAUUCUCUCAGCAGCAGCUAAGGUAUUUGAGAGACUACUGGAGGACCAAAUCAUGCAGCAUUAAUUCAAUUGUAUUUUUGAAGUUGAAUUAAUUGUUCUUAUAUACUUAAAACUGUAAUGUCAAAACAAUGUCUAUCAAUAGAAAAGUGAGUGGUCCUAUUUACUGGUAUCUAUUUUUCUCCUACUGAGAUAAUUGGGGCGCAUACAGAAGACCUUUCCAUGAUCCCUAAUAAAUGUGAGUUAGAAUAAUUAUUUCCAAGUGACAAUAUGCAUGCCUGUAAGUAUGAAGACUUGUCCGACAGCAACAAACUCCUGUUUCCUUAAUGUGUUAGGUAGGUAAUUGACCAAAAUAAAUGGUACACUGGAAACCUCUAAUCCCCUAUACCUCUUUGGCUUGUAUGUGUAUGCAGAUGUUGGAAUGUACAUACCAUGUGCAUUUAUGGUAAAACAGCCAUGUGUUUUUAUAACAUUUAU
Hypomesus transpacificus is the source of this 3720-nucleotide messenger RNA. It is a transcript of the gene mttp, whose product is annotated as microsomal triglyceride transfer protein. Gene Ontology annotation, biological process: lipoprotein metabolic process; lipid transport; cholesterol homeostasis. The transcript has 18 exons. Lineage: Eukaryota; Metazoa; Chordata; Actinopteri; Osmeriformes; Osmeridae. The coding region runs from base 169 to 2820 and encodes 883 amino acids. Gene Ontology annotation, molecular function: lipid binding. The record is from RefSeq and is a predicted model, not a curated record. Gene Ontology annotation, cellular component: basolateral plasma membrane; Golgi apparatus; endoplasmic reticulum.